AAUUCGAAAACGCCGCUCACAAUGAAAAGUCGCUGAAAAUCGCACGGGACAGACAGUUGUAAAAUUGAAAAUAAAUUGAGUGUGGCAAUCAGGUCCAUAAAGAUUUCAGUUGAUUUUUGUUUGGAUGCACACAUAAAUUUAUUUUCCAAUUAUAAAAGAUCAUAAAUAACUUAAACAUAUAGAAAAGACACACACACACACAAACAAAUUAAAACACCCCUCAACAACGACUGUGAAUGCGAACAACACCCCCAAUCAAAGAGCCACAACGAUGAGCGAUAACAUCCCCUCUGUGCCCUUGGCUGAGUUUAUAGAACCGCCAAAUCCAACUGAAGACGAACCAUUCGUACCCCUGGCCGAGCCCAGAAAAAUGAACGAUAUGCCUGUGGCAGCGGCUGCCACGCCCACGCCCACCAACGCCACCACACCCAUCAGCAAUGGUACGCCCACGCAGACUGCAGCAGCAACUGCAACGACAGCUGUGGCCCCCAGCAGUAGCAGCAGUAGCAGCAGCAGCGAGAACAGCAUCUUCUCCAUUGCGAAUGCGGCGGGCAAGAAGGUGGCCAUUGUGGUUUCCAUCUAUAUGGUGGGCUACAUGGGCUGGUCGGUGGCAUGGCUGAUAGCGCCGGUCAUACUGUCCUUGACACGCGAUUAUCUGGCCAGGACGUCGGCCAAGAAGCGGGACAUAGCCAAGGCCUCGGCGCUGGCCUGCGAAAAGGAUGUGAUUCUGGCGCGCAUUGACGAGCUGCCCGCUUGGGUUUACUUUCCCGAUGUCGAGCGUUGCGAGUGGCUAAAUAAGAUUUUGAAGCAGGUCUGGCCGAAUGCCAAUCACUUUGCCCGCACUCUGGUCAAGGAAACGAUCGAACCGAAUGUGGCCUUGGCUUUAUCGAACUACAAAAUGCACGGCUUUCGCUUUGAUCGCAUCAUUCUGGGCACAAUACCGCCGCGCAUCGGCGGCGUUAAGAUCUACGACAAGAAUGUGGAUCGGAAUGAGAUCAUCAUGGACCUGGAUCUCUUUUAUGCCAGCGAUUGCGACAUCAAUUUCUAUUUGGGUGGCAUGAAGGGCGGCAUCAAGGACUUCCAGAUCCAUGGUUGGGUGCGUGUCGUAAUGAAGCCCCUGAUCCGUUCGAUGCCCCUGGUGGGCGGACUGCAGAUCUUCUUUCUGAACAAUCCCAAUGUGGAUUUCAAUCUGGUGGGUUUCAUCGAUUUCAUGGACAUGCCGGGCAUCAGUGAUCUGCUGCGUAGGAUCAUUGUGGAGCAGAUCGGCGCUGUGAUGGUGCUGCCCAACAAGCUGCCCAUUUCGCUCAGCGAAGAGGUAUCCGCCGUGGCGCUCAAGAUGCCCGAACCAGAGGGCAUACUGCGCAUUCAUGUGGUGGAGGCCAAGGAUCUGAUGAAGAAGGACAUCAGUAUGCUGGGCAAGGGUAAAUCCGAUCCCUAUGCCAUCAUCAAUGUGGGCGCCCAGGAGUUUAAGACGCAGAUUAUUGACAACAAUGUCAAUCCCAAGUGGGACUAUUGGUGUGAGGCGUGUAUUUUUACCACCAUAGGCCACUUAAUUGGGUUUUCUUUGUGGGACUAUGAUCAGACAAUGCCAGGUGUACAGAACGAUGAUAUAUUGGGCAGAGCCAGCAUCGAUAUAGCCAGCGUGAUCAAGAAAGGCGUUGUGGAUAGCUGGCUCACCCUGGAGGAUGCCAAGCACGGUCUGCUGCAUGUGCGCUUGCAGUGGUACAAACUCACCGCGGAUCCAAAUGAUCUGCAGCAGAUUCUACUGGAAACGCAGCUGCUGCGCGUUACCACCAUGAGCUCGGCAGUGCUCAGCGUUUUCAUUGACUCGGCCAGGCAUCUCAAGCAAGCGCGAUCCAGCUCGAAGCCCGAUCCCUAUCUGGUGUGCAGCCUCAACAAGCAGAAGCAGCAAACGGCCAUGAUCAUGAGGGAUGAUUCGCCCGUCUGGGAGCAGGGCUUCACCUUUCUGGUCAGCAAUCCGGACAACGAGAGUCUGAACAUCAAGAUCUAUGAUCAGAAGACGGGCAACGAUAUCGGACAAUACACUUACACGCUGAGUACCCUGCUCAAGCAGUUCAACAUGGAGGUGAUCCAGCAGCCCUUCCAACUCCAAAAGUCUGGCCCUGAAUCCAAGCUCUAUAUGUCGCUUUCGAUGCGCAUAUUGAAACCGGGCGAAAUUGACAAGGAAUCCGAUGCAAUCGAGCAGGUGGCGGCCCUCACACGCAGCAGUUCUGUCAAGACGCCCGAUUUGACUGUGGUGGCACCACCAGCCUUCAAGGAUAGCCAAGCAGCCAACAAACGCCAGUCCACAGAGUCACCCAUCAGUGAGGAGGAGCUGACAGUGCCCACGAAAAUCUCACCGGCCAUGUCUGCCUCCACAUCCAGCGAGAAGCCGAUUAGCGAGCUGGCCGCCUCCGUAUUGACCCAUCGCUUUCCCGAGACGAGCUCCACGGCGGGCGAGCACGGCCUCGGACGCAUUCAGAUGUCCAUUCGCUACAGUGCCCAGAGGCAGAAGCUCGACGUGACCCUACACAAGAUCGUUAAGAUACCGCUGCGCGACCCCAGCAGCAUACCUGAUCCGUAUGUGAAGCUGUAUCUGCUGCCAGGGCGCACCAAGGAGUCCAAACGUAAGACGGGCGUGAUCAAGGACAACUGCAAUCCGGUCUACGACGCCUCGUUCGAGUACCUGAUUUCCAUAGCAGAGCUCAGGCAGACAGAGCUCGAGGUGACGGUGUGUACACAGAAGGGUUUUCUGUCCGGCGGCAGUCCCAUUAUUGGCAUGCUGAAAAUACCUCUGGACGACAGUGAGAUUACGACACCGGCGGGACUGAACACUUGGUUCGACUUGCAGCCCGAGAUGCGGCACGAAUGAAGUGUGGAAGCAUCCGAGAAUACGAAAGAGUCUCAUCACACAAAACCAGCACCACAGUCAAUCAAACUCAACAAGAACUAAUCACUUUUUUACCCAUCGCACUUGACGCCUUUUGUAUUUGUUGUGUAUAAUUUAUGUGUAUAACGUUGGUCCCCUGGAGCCACUGAACCCAACCCGGAACCAAACUAAAAUCUCUUAGUCGUGCCUCUAUAUUUAUAACUAUCAACUUAUUGUAGUCAAAUAAAUCGAACUGUGUUUUCAACAAA
Molecule: messenger RNA, 3138 nt
Organism: Drosophila obscura
Lineage: Eukaryota; Metazoa; Arthropoda; Insecta; Diptera; Drosophilidae
Gene: Esyt2
Product: extended synaptotagmin-2
Exons: 11
Coding region: 272-2872 (866 amino acids)
Biological process (GO): lipid transport
Molecular function (GO): lipid binding
Source: RefSeq, a predicted model, not a curated record